AUGGACUCCCCUCGAAACUCUGGUCUUGAUAACGGCAAGACGGUCACUCCGCCUGUCGGCUUCCGCCCUCAGAAUGCCGGCAUCAUCAAGGUGGAACCUCCGCGACGCGAAGAUCUACAGCCGUCGUAUGCACAAAUCCUCCAAGGCGACACUGAUGUCGAAACCCAUGGCUGGUACGGAUCGAUGAUCAACUCACUCGGCAACUGCAUUGGCUUCUGCGGUGCCAUUCCCUGCUGCAUCAUCUGCCCCAAUCCAUACAAGCCAGUGUCGCAAGGUAACGUCGGCUUGGUCACCAAGUUCGGUCGGUUCUAUCGUGCCGUCGAUCCGGGUCUGGUGAAGAUCAAUCCUCUGUCCGAACGCCUCAUUCAAGUGGAUGUCAAGAUUCAAAUCGUCGAGGUCCCCCGUCAAGUGUGCAUGACAAAGGACAAUGUCACCCUCAACCUGACCUCGGUCAUCUACUACCACAUUACCUCUCCUCACAAGGCAGCAUUUGGUAUUUCCAACAUCCGGCAGGCGUUGGUGGAGCGCACCCAGACCACGCUGCGUCAUGUGGUGGGCGCCCGCGUUCUGCAAGAUGUCAUUGAGCGCCGCGAAGAGAUCGCCCAGUCCAUCGGGGAAAUAAUCGAGGAUGUCGCAUCGGGCUGGGGUGUUCAGGUCGAAUCCAUGUUGAUCAAAGACAUCAUCUUCAGCAACGACCUGCAAGACUCCCUGUCCAUGGCCGCUCAAUCCAAGCGGAUCGGUGAAUCCAAGGUCAUUGCGGCUCGUGCAGAGGUCGAAUCCGCCAAACUCAUGAGACAAGCUGCCGACAUCUUGAGCUCCGCGCCCGCCAUGCAAAUCCGAUACCUCGAAGCCAUGCAGGCCAUGGCCAAGACCGCCAACAGCAAGGUCAUUUUCCUGCCUGCCACCAACCAGACCAUGCCUACCAACAUGGCGGAUCUGCAGUUACACAGUGGCGGCGAACCCAGUGGAUCUAACUCCAAGCAAAACACCGGCAGUGCUUUCAACAUGGACACCAAUGAUGGAUUUCAGCAAGCCAUGAAUGCGAGAGUCAUUGAGAACAUCUAA
Molecule: messenger RNA, 1065 nt
Organism: Capronia coronata CBS 617.96
Lineage: Eukaryota; Fungi; Ascomycota; Eurotiomycetes; Chaetothyriales; Herpotrichiellaceae
Exons: 2
Coding region: 1-1065 (354 amino acids)
Cellular component (GO): plasma membrane
Source: RefSeq, a predicted model, not a curated record